AUGCUUGCUAGAUGGGCCAAGUUAGUAUCUGAUAGACAAUUGCUAAAAUACAGACCGCAGAGGUUGCCGGGAAAACUGGAUAAUGUCAUCAUAGCUAUGUCUUCUGGAGUCGAUUCCUCCGUAGCGGCGGCGCUAUUUGCUGGUGAAUAUCCCAAUGCUCGAGGAAUUUACAUGCAAAAUUGGUCCAAGUCGCAGUCUCUGACAGAUCCAAAAGAUGAUCCUUGUUAUGAGAGAGAUUGGAAAGAUGUGGUCAAAGUUUCAGAACACUUGAACUUACCUGUGGAAAAGGUCAAUUUUGAGCAGGACUACUGGAUCGACGUGUUUGAGCCCAUGCUAGAGGGCUAUAACAAGGGCUGGACGCCUAACCCUGAUAUCUCGUGUAACAAGUUUGUCAAGUUUGGGAAACUCAUACAGCACUUAAAUUCGAAAUAUGGGAAUGACAAUUAUUGGCUUGUGACAGGCCAUUAUGCAAGAAUAAUGGAAAGCGAGCUUGACAAAGAGGCCCAUCUUCUGAGAAGUUUUUACCCCCAAAAAGACCAAAGCUACUACUUAUCUCUGGUCGAUCCCAAAAUCCUGUCGAGAUUAUUGUUCCCUAUCGGUCAUUUGACCAAACCUGAGGUACGACAGCUCGCUAAGGAGAUUGCCUUGCCUUCUGCUAACAAACCUGACUCCCAAGGAAUUUGUUUCGUUAACAACUCUCAGCAUGGUAAAUUCAAGAAUUUCUUGGAGCACUAUUUAGUCGAGUCAAAGGGCGAUAUAGUUACUCUCGACCAAGGCAAAAAGCGAAAAUGGGGAGAACACAAGGGUCUCUGGUCUUACACCAUUGGUCAAAAGAUCGGACUAUCAAUGCCACAAGGAGACCCCAAAUACGCCGGUACUUGGUACGUUAGCGAGAAGCUUCAGGACUCCAAUGAGCUAGUAAUUGUCCAUGGCUCCAACAAUCCAGCAUUAUACAAGGAUACACUUCAGGUGCAAGAUUUCACCAUUCAGGGAAACAAGAAAAGUCUCCUUAAGUCGCUAAUGCACUCCGCAGUACUCGAAGGUCGACUUACAAUGCAGUAUAGAUCGUUGCAAGAGCCAAUUCCCAUCACUGCGUUCGACCUUUCGGACAAGAAAGUACUGAACUUGAAACUCACCGCCAAGCAGAGAGCUAUGGCACCGGGCCAAAACUGCUGUCUAUACAUUGGAGAUAGAGUUCUGGGCAGCGGAACCAUCAGAGAAGUAGCAUAG
Messenger RNA from Torulaspora delbrueckii, 1230 nucleotides. It is a transcript of the gene SLM3, whose product is annotated as tRNA-5-taurinomethyluridine 2-sulfurtransferase. Gene Ontology annotation, molecular function: sulfurtransferase activity. The coding region runs from base 1 to 1230 and encodes 409 amino acids. Gene Ontology annotation, cellular component: mitochondrion. The record is from RefSeq and is a predicted model, not a curated record. NCBI's taxonomy places the organism in Eukaryota, Fungi, Ascomycota, Saccharomycetes, Saccharomycetales, Saccharomycetaceae. Gene Ontology annotation, biological process: tRNA wobble position uridine thiolation. The transcript has a single exon.